Arachis duranensis is the source of this 2671-nucleotide messenger RNA. RefSeq lists its product as uncharacterized. The coding region runs from base 1 to 2496 and encodes 831 amino acids. The transcript is spliced from 5 exons. NCBI's taxonomy places the organism in Eukaryota, Viridiplantae, Streptophyta, Magnoliopsida, Fabales, Fabaceae. Gene Ontology annotation, biological process: regulatory ncRNA-mediated gene silencing. The record is from RefSeq and is a predicted model, not a curated record.
AUGGCAAUUACAGAAACUAUGGAAAAGGAGGUAAUAGAGACUAUGCAAGAAGAGGCAAAGGUGGCAAAAAUUUCAGAGGAGGAGGCAGAUCAACAUGGUGGCAAGGAACUAUACCACAAUGCCAGCUCUGUGAAAAGCUGUGAUAAGUCUCAAGUAGUGAAGUCCCGUACAGAUAAUAGCAUCAUUACUAAGCCUGAAAUAGAAGAGUUAUGCAGCAAAAAUGAUAGUUUAAGCUUUGACGUUGUUAAUUGUAAAGUUGUUGAAACUUUUACGACACCCUUUCGCGACGAAACCCGACGAUCCGGUUCGAGCCGGUUAGAAGAACCGGACCGGUUGAGGGUCGUUAGUCCGGUCCGAAGGACUGACUAUGAAGACGGUCGAUCAGACCACCGCCGCCGUUCAAAUAACGUUGACUUUGCGCCGUACACUGACGGUGCGGUGUCGUCGAAGUUUCAGUGGGAUAACCUCCUGGAAGCGAAGCAGCUCGAAAACGCAACGUCGUCGUCGAGCGGUUUCGUUUACCGGUUUUCGGGUUCAGGUCCCAUGGGCCCCACUGGGCCCCCGAGAAGUUAUGGCGGUUUCGUUUCGCAGCAGAGGGAAAAUGGAGGGGUUCAUCUUCCUCCCAGGCAUUGCGAGCAUCAACAAGUUGGGUAUGGACUCUCCGUUUCACAGCCAUAUACGUCUGCAUUAACUCCAUCGCCACCACCAUCACUGUUUGGUGGGCAAUUAGGGUUGCUUAGAAGCGUAGGGAUUGGAACAGAUGGGGAUUUUGAGCACGUGCAUGUUCAAAUUCCGAAACCAAACUCUGUUAAGGUUUCCAAUAAUAAUACGCACUGUUCCAUUAUGAACAGGGUCUUGCAAAGGAGAGAGAGGAGUGAUGGGGUUCCAUGUUCUAAUAAUGGAGGGUUUAUGUCUUCGCGGUUUCAGAGACCCAGCAUUGUGGAUUCCAUUGUGGAGAAAAUUGAUGGCGCCCUAGGUAAUAUAGACUCCUUAAGAAAAGGAACACCUUGGAAGGAGGAGGUGAAGGAUGCUGAACAACACUUUGUUGAGCCAUUGUGUUGCAGCAAGCAUGUGGUUCCCGAGUAUGGCACAGAAGAUGGACAUAGAGACAGCGAAGAAGGUUGGAGCUUAAGAGCGUAUGAGAAAAAUGCUUAUACUUAUUCAGAUUAUCAAGGUAAUUGCAAGGUUUUACCUGUGCUUGAUCAUGACCAAUAUGUAUAUAAGCAUGGAGGUGUUUUAGAUGAUAAACUUAUGAAAACAGAGGUAGAGAUGUUUGAUUUGGGGUAUGGACAUGGUGGUAAAACAUUUGAGAAUCAAAUUUGGAAUGCUUUCCCUGCUGCGUCACCUCAUUGUCACAAGCGACCACAGAAAUCUAGUUAUUCGACAGAACCUGAGGAGAGGACCCCAAGGAAGAAAGAAAUUAUCAUUCAAAAAAUCGUGACGAAGAGGUUGAGAGAUACUAGUGGUAGGAUGAUUCACCUCCCAAGUUCCCUGGGUUCUUGUCACAGGAACGUCCAUGCCCGCUUAGGCCGUCGAGUUCUUGCUGAAGAAGAACCUUGUGAAGCUGUCAAACGUAUUAAAAAGAAGGAACUAAAGAGAAAUUUGUGUGAACUUUCCAGAAGUGUCCCCGGCUCUGAUCCUUCAGAAUCAGAGGUUAAGGAAACAUCCAAACAUUCCAAGAGGUCAAAGAGUGAGCCACCUGAAGAUUCUAAGGAGUUCAAGCAACUUGUGCAGAAUGCGUUUUUUAAAUUUGUCAGACUUCUGAAUGAGAAUCCAUCACAGCGAAGAAAAUACAUAGACCGUGGGGGAGUUGAUACUCUAAGGUGCACCUUAUGCGGCAGCAAGUCGAAGGAGUUUGCCAACACACACAGCCUUGCAAUGCAUGCUUUCAACUCAACCAAGGCUCGGCAUAGAGCUGAACAUUUGGGUUUUCACAAGGCACUUUGUGUACUUUUAGGAUGGCGCGAUACACCAGCAUCGGAUGGAUUGUGGGUCCGGCAGGCUCUGCCUGCUUCUGAAGCAUCAAAUUUGAAAAAUGAUUUAAUCAUAUGGCCCCCAGUUGUUUUGAUUCACAACAGUUCUGUUACAAAUAGUAAUCCUGAUAAAAGGGUGAUCAUAAGUAUUGAAGGGUUGGAGGCUAUUCUUAAUGGUAUGGGAUUUGGUGGGGGAAAGACAAAAGUGUCCCGAGGGAAACCUGCAAAUUACAGCAUCUUGGUAGUGACCUUCAAUGCCACAUUUUCUGGAUUGCAAGAAGCAGAAAGGCUUCACAAGUUUUAUUCUGACAAGCGUCAUGGUAGGGCGGAGUUCCAACAAAUUGAUGAUGAGGGAACACAAGGUACACACAGCACAAACUUACAUAAGGAGAAUGUUUUGUAUGGUUAUCUAGGCAAUGCUGAAGAUCUCGAUAAGCUUGACUUUGAAAGUAAAAAACACUCUGUCGUGAAGAGCAAGAAGGACAUCCAAGCCAUUGUUGAUGAUACUCUCAAAGCUUCGUGAUCGAAAAUUUGAGAUCUUUCUUUAGGAGUUAGGAAGAUGGUGGGCAUUGUGCUGUCCGUUUCCAGUUUUGGAUUUUGCACGGUCAACACUCAACAGCAUUGGUUAACUAGUUUACUUUUCCAACUUUGUUUUAGAAGUUUUGGUAUGCAAAUUUAUACUUUAGUUUCUCGUAGGA